Messenger RNA from Branchiostoma belcheri (Belcher's lancelet), 1025 nucleotides. RefSeq lists its product as uncharacterized. The transcript has 3 exons. The coding region runs from base 109 to 915 and encodes 268 amino acids. Lineage: Eukaryota; Metazoa; Chordata; Leptocardii; Amphioxiformes; Branchiostomatidae. The record is from RefSeq and is a predicted model, not a curated record.
CGCGUGUGUUCCUAAGGGACAUUUAAUCCAAUUAAGGGAAAUUCUACGAUAAAAGACAGGCGCGAGGUGUGCCCCACAGAAGCCUGCCCAGAAGCCACAACCAGCGUCAUGUCGGACAACAGCCACCAACCAGCCGCCUCUACAGAGUUAACUUCCGCCGGGCCUAACACCGUGUCUACCCCCGUACACAGGAUGACUUACCCCGAUAUCGAUAUGACAAACCUGGACAUGGCUCAGCUGACUGACGAUGAUGACAGAAGCUUAGUCAAUUUUCUCUUGGGGGAGCUUGGGGAAACCCAUGAGGCCUACCUUGACUUCCUGGCCGCCAGCUUAGACGAGGAGACUAUACAGUCGUUAGACGAUGUGAUGGCGAGCGACUUGGCCAGCCUUGGAGCUGGCAAUACGGACGCCCUGGUUGAUAGCUCCGGCGCUGGACCCAGCAGGCUGUCCGAGCCUCCCGCCGAAGACAUGGAGCAUUCUGACGCGCAACAAGUAAUUGAAACUCUAGCGCCAAUUACGCUAGAAGCUUGGGACAGCGCCGGUUUUGAAGGUACACGGGCCAGUGUUAUUUCGUUGAUGCACAUUUACAAACAUAACUCGUUUGUAAGCGUAGCCUGUUAUUUCAUUAUUUAUUUAUUUAUUUUUUGGCUAGAUUCCCAACAAGAACCACAGUGGGCCUGGUUUUUAGAUGGAGCCAGUCAAGACGUACAAGACCAACCAAUGUCUGAUAGCCCGCCGGAGUUCGCGAUGGACGCCGAGACCCAGACUGCGGGACCGGAGAGCGUCGUGGACGUGGGGACCCAGACAACGACGCCGGAGACUCCGCUUGACCUCCGACUGAAGAGGCCCGCCGAUGCCAAUUGGGGCUGCCCUGGCGCUCCCCCGGCAAAACGACACAAGUUUGCAAAAAAAUGAAAUAAAGAGUAAAUAAAGAUCAUUAAAAUAAAAUGAUAUCAAACAAAUGCUUGUCUACGACCAGCUGUUUCAUUGUUGUCCCGCCGUGUCCGCGUGUGUGUGUGUGUGUG